AUGUUCAGAUUAGGCACACAAAGCGCAUUUCUUAGGGGAUCAAUUAGGAAGAUAGGACGUUUGCAACAGCCAUCAAGAUUGCAAUUUCUAUCAACAGAAGUAAAGCCUGCUAGAAAGCAAAGAAAGCAUCCGUUUUGGCAUGGAAUUGGUGUCACUAUAAAGUUGGGCUUUUAUUCGUUUGUUAUUUACACCGCAGGUGCAACUAUCGCUUUAAAUAAUGAUGAUGUUGAAGAUUACUGGGUGCAGUACGUUCCAGGUGGAAAGUCAUAUAUGGACAGGUUGUAUGAUGUGUGGAUAAACCGUAGUGAACUUGGCGAAAGAGCAAGUAAUGGUGUGAUUGGUUUAGGAUAUAAAUUAGGUCUUGACAAAUACACAAAAUUGCCACCGAAGAAAGAUAUCGGCUCAUGGCCGGUGGCCAAUCCACCAAUUGCUGAUAUGGAUGCAAAGCCAGAAUCAUCAGAGGCUCAUUUUGAUGAACUACCAACACGUAUUGGUAGUAGUACUGAGGCAAAAAGUUCUGAAGCAAAGCAAGCUUACGCAAAAGCUUCUGCUGAAGCAAGAAAGGCUAUCAGCGAAGCACAGGUGCGUUAUGAAUCAAAAAGGCAGGAGCUUUUGAAAGUUCUCAAAGACAAGCAGGAUGAAUUGCAACGGCUUAUUGGUUCAGCAAAGAAUUCUGGCAGAUCACCAACUUAUAAAUUGAGUGAGAUAAAUUUGAAAACGGAUGAUAAAGAUGUGAACGACCUCAUCAAAACAAUUAACUCUUUGAUUAAGGCUCUAGGUAAGAAAAGCACCCCUGUGGAUAUUCAGAAGGAGGUCGACCAUAUCAGUGAUUCAGUCUCUGCCCUUUUCAGCAAGUAUUCCGACACAAAAAAGGACAUGAGUAAGGCUGCUCAAGAUAGCGUUUCGGAAAUUAAAAGAAAUCUUGAGAAGAAGUACAAGGAUGAAGUUGCAAAGCACUCUGAGGAUCUCACCAAAGAAUUGACAAAAACACUUGAGGAGUCUAAGAAGGAAAUGGAACAAAAAUACAAUGAGAGAUUGAAAUUGGAUGUUAGUGAGGCUGCGAAGGCUAUUAUUGAGGAGGCAGAUAAUGUUAUUGCCCGUGUCAAGGUUAACUCUGCUCAGUAUUUGAAGGAGGUGGUUGCUAAACGAGUUGAAAGUGAAAGAAAUGGAAAGUUGGCAAAUUUGAAUGCUCUUGAAGAAAGAGUAAAGCAGAUAGAAAAGCAGGAGUUGGAAUUGUCAAGUGCUGCGGAAACAAUGAUUGGCUUUAGAAAGAUUAAUUCUUCAUUGGAUGCUAUUAGAAAUAUAUUAUAUUCAAACACCCCUUCCGAAAAAUGUGGACAAGAGCUUGUGAAACGCAUUAAUACACUCAGAAAUCUCACUAAGCCGCUAAAGAAUGAUGUGAUUAACUCUGCACUAUCUUCGCUUCCAAGUGAUCGCACCCUUUUAAAGACUGGAGGAGUUCUUACACAAUCUCAACUCAUUUCAAGAUGGGAGACCUUGACCCCUGAAAUUAGAAAAGUGUCCUUGGCGCCACCUAAUUCUGGAGUCUUAGGUCAGAUUUCUUCUUUCUUGUUCUCGAAGCUACUCGUGCAGAAGUCUGGGGUUCCGGAGAAGUCGGAUGAUAGCAUAGCCGGAAGUGAUGUAGAGUCUGUUCUUGCUCGUGUGAAUGAUGAUUUGGUUAAGAACAAUUUGGAUAGUGCCGUUGAAGAAGUUGCCAAUAUGAAAGGUUGGCCAAGAAGAUUGGCCAAUGAUUGGCUUGAAGAGAGUAGAAAGAAGCUUGAACUCCAAUUUUUGGUUGAAGUGAUUGACACAGAAAUAAGGGUCAUUUCCUGA
Messenger RNA from Brettanomyces bruxellensis, 1833 nucleotides. RefSeq lists its product as uncharacterized. Gene Ontology annotation, biological process: cristae formation. NCBI's taxonomy places the organism in Eukaryota, Fungi, Ascomycota, Pichiomycetes, Pichiales, Pichiaceae. The record is from RefSeq and is a predicted model, not a curated record. The coding region runs from base 1 to 1833 and encodes 610 amino acids. Gene Ontology annotation, cellular component: MICOS complex. The transcript has a single exon.